AUGGAAUGGCACUUCAAGGAAUGUGGAAAGCUGGCAGAACACCAAUCACUUGGUGAGUGCAAAGAGUUCAUUUCGCGCAAAAAAUUGAUGAAGAAGCUCAAAACGCGGUACAACAUGGGCAAAAAGUAUGCCCAACCGAUAGAGAAAGUCUUGCCCCAUACCAAGUCUAAGGUCAAAAUAUAUCGCCGACAUGCACGAGAUCUUGUCGAAAGCCUUCUGACUGAUCCACGAUGGAAGGAUGAGGAUUGGCUGUUCUUCGAUAACGAGAACGGUGAACCAGAUCCUUUUGCACCACCCCCCAACGAUUUGAAGCAAAUUGGGGAUCUCAAUACAGGAUUAGCAUAUCGUGAGACGUACAAGAAGCUGAUCACCAAACCUGACAAGCAAAUUUUGGUGCCCUUACCUCUUUACAUUGAUGGGGCUGUAACAGGGCAGUUUGACAAGCUCCAAGUUACCGCAUUGAAAAUAUCCCUGGGCAUCCUGAACCGUAGGGCCAGGGACAAAGAACAUUCAUGGAGGGCCCUCGGAUUGGUGAGCAAUUACACAAAAGAAGAUUCAAGAGGACAAAAGAUUUUCACCGAGUCGGGCCAUGUUGCGGCCGAGGAUGCGGCAAGGGAAGCAAAUGCAAAUGAUCAGGCAGCAGGCCAGUACACCGGAAAGGAAGGGGAUCCAGACAAGGCGGCCGACUAUCAUUUCAUCCUGGAGGAGCUCCUGAAGAGUGUAGAUGAGCUUAUCAAAGAGGGGAUGGUCAUGGAUAUUCGGUACAAGGCAAACUUUACAAGGACUGUGAGCUCGUCUUCUUUAUCCCCUUCGUCAAAUGUGAUGGGGAUGAGGGUGACAAGUUGUGCCUUUCCUUUCGGUCCAGAGGCAAAAACAUCAAACAGUUGUGCCGGUACUGUAAAUGUCCAAAUGACCGAACCGAUGAUCCAAAGGCAAAGUUCCCAUAUAAGACGGAACCAAUGCUGA
Molecule: messenger RNA, 966 nt
Organism: Seminavis robusta
Lineage: Eukaryota; Bacillariophyta; Bacillariophyceae; Naviculales; Naviculaceae
Source: the annotation of a GenBank genome assembly